AUGUUUCCUGAAAAGAGAGAUCUCUCGUAUUUCCUCCCCUUCGGCCCCGCACCGAGCCUGAGCACGCUACCGUCGGACGCGGGAUUCGGCGGGAGCCGCGAAGCCGGCGUUACAACCGGCGUUGCCGCCGGUGGUGUUGCCGGCGCAGGCACGAGCUACGGCUUCAGCGGUGCCGGCCCGGCGGGGUUUAACACGGAUGCGGCGAACACAGCGGCGUCGCGGCUGUACGCGACGGGAGUGGCGAGUGGCGAGACGUUAGCCGACGCGAUAAUCGACAUUCGCAGGGAGCUGAGUCUCAGCGAUGGUAACCCUCGGCUCGCGAAAGGCCUCGCUGAAUUCUUCGACGAGAUUCUCUCCGAGGAGGAAUCUCAGGAGUUUUUCUUCUUCACGCUGCCCGGAAUGGCCUCGCUCGCUCUCCGUCUCCCGAGCCUCGUCUCCCAGCAGGCUCGGAGCGUGGCUCGGGCAGCCCAAGCCGCAGCGCAAUCCGGCAGCAGCGGGGGGAGCGGAAGCGGCGGAAGCGGAAGCGGAAGCGGGAGCGGGGGGAGUGAGAAGUGGCGGAGGGGGACGCAGAUGACGCUGCAGCUGCUGAGGCCGCAGCAGCCGGGGCUUGUGCUUAUAACGCAGGAGCUUGCUGCGGCGCUAUUGGUGGGCGCGUUCUUCUGCGUGUAUCCCACGGCCGGGCGCGCGCAGGAGAGACUACCAGAGAUCAACUUCGACCGCCUCUAUGGCGGCAUAUACGAGGGCUCGCCGCAACAACAAGAGAAGCUGCGCUGCCUGCUGCACUACUUCCGCCGAGUCGUCUCCUCCAUGCCUCAGGGCGCCGUCUCCUACGAGCGCAAGGUGCUGCCGCUCACUGCUGUCACACCCGCCACUGUCACACCCGCUGCUGCCGCCCCGCCGACCCUCCACCCGUUCAACACCCCCGGUACUGACACACCAGGCCACCUAAAGCAACAGCAGCAGCAGCAGCAGCAGGAUGUAUUGGGUUGGGGUGGGGAGGCAGGGGAGGGUGGAGGGCGGGGAAGUGGGACCAUGAGACAAGGCGGAGGUAGUUCGCCGCCCGGAAGCGGUGGGAGUGGUGGGCAGGGUGGGCGGCACGGUAGCGGUAAUGGCGGCAGUAAGGGCAGUGGUCCGACAACUGGCUCGGAUCCGAGCCUGGGAGGGUCGUGGGGGAAGGGCGGGGAAGGAGGGGGGUUGCGGAGUGGAGGGAGCACCAGGAGCUUCGGGGGGAGCUGGGGGACGCUUCCCCCUCCCCCUGGCGCGGACUUCUGGGGGACAAGGCGGAUUCCGCUCUGCGCCCUGGUGGUGCCCAUGCACCACCAGGUGCACGAGCGCGGCACAAUAGAGGACGACGGCACGGGCUGUGUGCAGGUGGACUUCGCCAAUGCCUUUGUGGGCGGCGGCACGCUCGGCUCGGGGUGCGCGCAGGAGGAGAUUCGUUUCGUCAUCUGCCCGGAGCUCAUCGUGGGAAUGCUUUUCCUGCCCGCCAUGGAGAACAACGAGACGAUUGAGAUCGUGGGGCCCGAGCGGUUCACUAGAUACACUGGCUACGCAGCAACGUUCAAGUUCGCCGGGGAUUUCAUCGACACAGCCCCUCGGGAUUCCCUAGGCCGCCGCCAGACGCGGAUAGUAGCCAUGGACGCGCUCUCCCACGCAGCAGACCGCCAAUUCCGCAGCUCCUAUCUCCUCAGGGAGACCAACAAGGCCUUCUGCGGGUUCCUAGACCAUGCCUCUGCCAGGGGUUUCGCCGGCGGGUCGAUUCUCGCGAGGCGGGGGGAAGGAAGGCAGGGGAGUGGGGAAGGCAGUAAGGAGGGCAGUGGAGAAGGGGAGAACAGGAGUGGUGAGGGGAGUGGAACUGAGAAGCGAAAUGGGGGAAUGCAGACAGGUGGUGAUAACAGAGGAAAGGGCAGCGGAAGUGACAAUAGCGAAGGGAACCCUGCAGACGCCGCCACAGCUCGCUGCCCGAGUGAAGCAGCGCCUCGGCCUGAAGAGGAGGAAGAAGAGGAAGAGGAGGAGGAGGGAGAGGAGGAAGGGGAGGAGGUGCGGGAGGAGGAUGGGUUUGUCAUGGUGGAGAGGGGUGGAGGGAGGCUGGAGGGAGUGCGGGAGGAGUGGGGGGAAGAGAGAGAGGCGGAGCAACCAGGGGGGGUUGAAGAGGCUGCUGCAUGGGUAGGUGGGGUUGUGGUGGGCGGCCAUGGGGAGAGGAGGGAGAUGGAGGUAGAGGGUGAGGCAACCCCAAUGGAGGAGGACUAUAUCGAGGACAAGCCAGUAGACGUUCAGAAGGCUAAUGACGACACAGAGAUGAAGGAGAAGGAAGUGAGGGCAGAGGGGGAGGACGCACAUGACAAGCAGGGUCAAUCCGCAAGCCAGGCUUCUGGAGAGUCACCACAGCUGGGCAGCGCCAAUAGGGCGUCUGAGCAGACACCGUCCCCAUCCCUGCCCUUCGUGCGGACUGAUGCUCUCAUGACAUCAGCAGGAGGGUUGAUGACAUCAGCAGGAGGGUUGAUGCCAUCAGCAGGCGUUGCUGUGCCUGCGGGGGCGGUUUGUUUCCCCUCCAUCUCCCCCCAGGGCACCGGCACUGGGACAGGGGGAACUGGCGCGGGCACAGGGGGAACUGGCGCGGGGACAGGGGGGAGGACGUGGGGAUCAGGGGCAGCCACUGGAGGGGGGAGUGGCGGCGCCAUAGGGGGAGGGACGGGGGGAACUGGGGGAACAGGGGGAAGGGGAGGUGCAACAGGAAAGGGUGGUGGUGCGGAAGGGGGUGGAGGGAGAGCGGAAGGCAGUGGAAGUGAUACCCAAAGCCAGGCGGCAACUGAUUCGAGCGGGAGGCAUUUGUCUCUUUCUGGGCUGAGGCGGGCGGUGGAGGAGGAGGUGGUUGGGGCGGGCAGCGGGGGAGGGCUUGGGGAGCAUGGGGGACAGGAGGAGACGGGGAGUGGGGGGGGGAGCAGGGGGAGGAGUAGGGAUGAGAAUGGGAGUGACAGCGGGGGGAGUGAUGACUUGGGGAGUGGGGACCACAGAAGGAGGGUCCGUGUAGCAGCUCAAAGAACGAGUCCUGGGCAUUCAGCAGCAGCUAACACUGAGGCUGCUGCAGUAGGGGGAGCAGAUGGACGGGCAGGACAGGAAGCUGUGGCAGGGGUGGGAGGGGUUGCUUGGGGGACGGGUGCAGAGGUGGCACGUGACGCAGCAGGGGCAGCAGCACCAACCACAGCACUACCAGUAGCGGAGGCAGCAGCGGCGGCGGCUGAGGCGGCGGCUGGGGAAGCAGCAGCAGCGGUGGCAGCAGCAGCGGGCAUGAGGCCGGGUCGACUGAGUCUGACGUCCCAGCACAACCGCAUGGGCAUAGCGACGGGCAACUGGGGGUGUGGCGUGUUUGGGGGCGAUCUGGAGGUGAAGAGCAUGGUGCAGUGGAUGGCUGCUUCUGAGGCCGGCCGCCCCUUUGUGCUCUACUUCACCUAUGCCGACCACCGCGCCGCCCGGCUCAAGGAGGUGUGUGAGUGGCUGCUGAGGGAGGGGUGGAGUGUGGGAGAGCUGUGGACGACCGUGGCUGAGUACAGCCGGCAGCGACGAGACCACCAGCUGCUCCUGCAGAUAGGCUUUUUCUUGCCGCCCUCCCCUUUGAAUGAGACUUGGAAGGAAGCCGGACUAACUCCAGUGCUUCAGUUACUUCCCCCCACCCCCGUCCAUCCAAACCUGUCAGCAGGUUCUCCCGAGCCUGACGCCAAGCGUGCCCGCCUGUCCACCUCCGGAGGCUCGUCCCGAGCCGUGUCAUCCCCUCCCCGCACCUCCCGCUCCCUGCACACCGAACUGCAGUACGCGUUUGAAGACCCGUGCCUCGUGCCUGAAGUGGGCGGGGGGGCUGAUGAGCCGAGACCUGGCCAGCAAAGUGGACGCGUGGAGGCCGGUGAAGGCAUGCGGCGUGGUGGUGUGAUGGAUGGCCAAGGAGGAGUGCAUGGGGCCGAGGCACAGAGAGAAGGGCGCAGAGAGGAGCUAGUGCAAGGAGCAGGGCGCAGAGAGGAGGCAGAAGGAACAGGGCAAGGAGACGAGCAGGAGCAGAGAGAGCAGCAGCGACACGAAGACGGGCACAGGGACGAGGUGCAAGAGAGGGAGGAGAGAGGCGACAGGGGAGGGCAGGUAGGGCAGCUGGAGGCAGGGCGGGGUGGGCACGUUCAGGGCCCUGGGGAAGUGGGAGCAGCGAUCUGUGCAGAGGCGAAUGUUGAGGCGUGGCAGGGGGGCGAGGGGGCGGAGGAGGACGGAGUGGCCGGGCUUGGGAAGGAUGAGAGGGAGGAGGGGCAAGUGGAAGGGCGAGAGGAGAGGCAAGGGGAGCGGCGAGGGGAGUUAAUGGGUCAACAGGGAGAGGUUCCAGUAUUGAACAGGGAAGCAAGGUGGCAUGGGGAUGGGGAUGGUGGGGCCGCUGGCGAUGGCAAUGGGAGAGAUGAGGAAAGCAUGCACGACGAGGAGACUGAGGAGCCGGAGCGAGAGGAGGAGGAGCUGGAGCAGGAGGAGGGGAGAGGAGCGGCCAUGAAUGGCCAGUCGGUGCCUCGUUGGGGAGAGUCCAGCGCUCAGAGCAGCAGACAGCACAGACAGCAGCCGCAGCAGCAGCAGCAGCACCAGCAGCAGCAGCAUCAGCAACAUCAGUUACAGCACAAUCUGCAGCAGCCGCAGCAGCAGAGGGAGUCAGGCAGUGGAGAGGGAGUGGUUCCUAGAAGCUGCGGGGGGGCAUCCCAGCAGAAAUCAGCCCAGCAGCAAUCAGCCCAGCAGCAAUCAGCCCAGCAGCAAUCAGCCCAGCAGCAGUCAACCCAGCAGCAGUCAACCCAGCAGCAGUCAACCCAGCAGCAGUCAACCCAGCAGCAGUCUAGAGAGGGAGAGGUGACAGCAGCUGCUGCACAUGAAACAGAUGAGGCUCGGGCCAAAGCACGGGGUCAGGUACGGGGAAUGACUGGGGAAGCGGGUGAUUUGGAAGAAAGGGAUGGGAGGGAUGGGAGGGAGGAGAGGGAGGAGAGGGAGGAGAGGGAGGAGAGGGAGGAGAGGGAGGAGAGGGAGGAGAGGGAGGAGAGGGAGGAGAGGGAGGAGAGGGAGGAGAGGGUGAUGGGCGAUGAAAUUGAGGGGAGGUCUUCUGAUCAGCGUUACCUGAGGGAGGUGCCUUCUGGGAGCGGUUGGCAAAACGUCUCGUUUGGAGAUGGACGGUCAAGAUCAGACGACAUGAGUGAUGGUACCAAUAGGGAAGCGGCUAGUAGCGAAGAUACGAGCAGGUCGCAAGGGAGUGGGAGAGACGGUGGAAGGGCGGGGCGCGGGUUGAGGGGGGGGAAUAGAAGCUGGGGUGGAAGAAGUAGAGGCUCGAGUGAUGGUCAAAGGGUGAUGGGGGAGCAAAUUGACUCUGAUACACCGUCACUUGACAGUUUGGAUGAGGUUUUCCGGGAACGGAUGGGACGAGGCAAUGGGGAUUCUUGA
Messenger RNA from Closterium sp. Naga37s-1, 5445 nucleotides. NCBI's taxonomy places the organism in Eukaryota, Viridiplantae, Streptophyta, Zygnematophyceae, Desmidiales, Closteriaceae. The record is from the annotation of a GenBank genome assembly.